This is a messenger RNA of Triticum aestivum (bread wheat), 707 nucleotides long. Its product is annotated as pectinesterase inhibitor 12-like. Gene Ontology annotation, molecular function: enzyme inhibitor activity. NCBI's taxonomy places the organism in Eukaryota, Viridiplantae, Streptophyta, Magnoliopsida, Poales, Poaceae. The record is from RefSeq and is a predicted model, not a curated record. Bases 34 to 552 code for a protein of 172 amino acids. The transcript has a single exon.
UCAGAAACCCAAGAAAGUCAUAGCAGCAAAACCAUGAGGCCGUCGCAAGCUCUCUCGCUUCUCGUCCUCCUCAUGAUUCUCGCCUCGUCCAGUGCUUCCAUCCUACAAGACACGUGCAAGCGCUUCGGCGGCGCUGACACCUACGACAUCUGCAUCGAGUUCUUCAAGGCCAACAAGGACAGCGCCGCUGCGGACAAGCGCGGCCUCGCCGUCAUCGCCACUGGGAUCGCCAGUGCGACGGCUGUGGACACCCGCAAGCGCAUCGCGACCCUGAAGGCCGAGGAAAAGGACGAGAAGAUCCAGCAGGUCAUCGCCUACUGCGACAAUAUGUACUCCGGGGCUGUCGGUCUGUUCGACAAGGCUGCCAAGGGCAUCUCGUCGGGCAAGUUGGGAGACGCGGUGAUAAGCCUCAGCUCCGCGCUGGACAUCCCCCAAUAUUGCGAUGACGAGUUCGUCAAGGCAGGCGUGAAAUCUCCGUUCGACGCUGAGAACUUCAAGUUUGGGGUGCAGUGCGCCAUCGCUCUGGAUGUAACGAAGCUGUUGACGCUGUAGUUAGCUAGCCACCGAGGAUAUGAAUCUGUGUAACUGCAGCAAGAGUCAAUAGUCAUUUCAAUGAGCAAACUCCUCGAAAUUAAUAAGCCCAUAAUGUUAUCACUGAACUAUGAAAGACGUGAUGGAACACAUUUCUUUUCUAUGGAUUUGUUUUU